Messenger RNA from Jatropha curcas, 1362 nucleotides. RefSeq names its product NOD26-like intrinsic protein 6;1 (gene NIP6;1). Gene Ontology annotation, cellular component: membrane. Gene Ontology annotation, biological process: transmembrane transport. Lineage: Eukaryota; Viridiplantae; Streptophyta; Magnoliopsida; Malpighiales; Euphorbiaceae. The record is from RefSeq and is a predicted model, not a curated record. Gene Ontology annotation, molecular function: channel activity.
UAGACAUUUCAUAUACCUCUAACUCACUCACUUCAAAACACUCUGCACAAACCAAAACAAGUGCAAUUUAACUCUCUCCCUCUCUCAUUACUAUAUUACUAUUCUGCUUAAAAAUUUCUAAUUAAGUAAGCUACAAAUGGACAAUAAUGAAGAAAUUCCAUCUGCUCCUUCAACACCAGCAACACCAGGAACUCCUGGUGCUCCUCUUUUUGGUGGGUUUAAAGGGACUGAGAGAGCUGGUGGUCUUACUAGAAAAUCCAUUCUUAAUGGUUGCAGAUGCUUCAGUAUUGAAGAAUGGGCUCUUGAAGAAGGCAGAUUACCUCCUGUUUCUUGUUCAAUACCUCCUCCUCCCGUCUCUCUUGCUAGAAAGGUCGGAGCAGAGUUCAUCGGAACACUUAUACUGAUAUUUGCCGGCACGGCGACAGCCAUUGUGAAUCAAAAAACACAAGGAGCAGAAACACUAGUAGGCCUAGCAGCCUCUAGUGGACUAGCUGUGAUGAUUGUUAUAUUAUCAACAGGACAUAUUUCUGGAGCUCAUCUUAACCCAUCUGUCACCAUUGCUUUUGCUGCUCUCAACCAUUUUCCAUGGAAACAUGUGCCAGUGUAUAUUGGAGCGCAAGUAUUGGCGUCACUGGGAGCAGCAUUUGCGUUGAAAGGGAUACUUCAUCCAAUAAUGGGUGGAGGAGUUACAGUUCCAUCAGGAGGAUAUGGUCAAGCUUUUGCUUUGGAAUUUAUUAUUAGCUUCAAUCUCAUGUUUGUUGUUACUGCCGUGGCCACCGACACCAGAGCUGUGGGGGAAUUGGCAGGAAUUGCAGUAGGAGCCACUGUCAUGCUCAACAUACUCAUUGCCGGGCCGGCAACAGGUGCAUCAAUGAACCCUGUGAGAACAUUAGGGCCAGCGAUAGCUGCAAACAAUUACAAAGCCAUAUGGAUCUACCUCACAGCGCCGAUACUUGGAGCACUGUGUGGAGCAGGAACUUACUCUGCUGUCAAACUGCCAGAGGAAGAUGGCAAUGCUCGUCAAAAGCCUUUAGCAGCCACCGCGAGCUUCAGAAGGUGAUUAUUGAUGAACUCUAUAAGAGUAAAAUCCAAACUGUGUCAGAUAAAAAGUGCAAAUGAUUCUACUUGAGAAAAAUGAGGUCGAAGUACUACUAAAUAUUGAGUUAUGGUAGUAGGUAUAUAUACAUUCAAGAGAGAGAGAUAAAACAUGAAUGGGUAGAAAUCUAUAACUCUAUCAUAUAAGAAGAGCACCGUUUGUACCUUUAUAUAUAUAUAUAUAUAUAUAUAUAUUGCAAUUCUGUAACUAGUAGUUCCAAGAAAGGCCAUCUCAGUGCUCCAAGAACAGUUAAUUUCUUCCUCCUA